GUCUAGACACAGCCAUUAAGUAUGUUAAUCUGCCAAACCAACCUGAUCUUUGAGAAAAUAACUGAUUUUUUCAGACAAGGGAAAUGCAGUAGCUCUAAUCAACCUGGAUAUCAGUAAGGCAUUUAAUACAUUUCCACAUGGGAAAUUGUUAGUUAAGUUGAACAUUGGGAUUAAUAUCAGAUUUGAAAGGUGGCUAGGGAACUGGUGAGAGAAGAGACUGCAGUGGUGAAUUGUCAGGCUAGAGAGAAGUUACUAGGGAGUUUCUCAAGGGUUGGCCUUGGAGCCAAUCUUGUUUAACAUUUUUAUUAAUGAUCUUGAGACAAAAUGUGGGUGUGUGAUGAUAAAAUUUGUGGAUGGCACAAAGUUGAGAAAUAUUGCCAAUACAAAGGAGGACAGGAAUUUCAUACAGGAAGAUGGGACAACUUUGUAAGAUGGAGUAAUAGCAGUGGGAUGAAAUUGAAUAGUGCAAGGUCCAAGGUCACACACUUAGGGAUUAACAAAAGAACUUUUGUUAUAAACUGGGGAUUUAUCAAUUGGAAGAGACAAAGGAGGAGAAAGACCUGGGUGUAUUGUUUGAUCACAGGAUGACUAUGAGCAGCCAACGUGAUGUAGGCAUGAAAGAGGCUAAUGCAGUCCUAGGAUGUACCAGUGUUCACAUCUCAGAAAUAUGGCUACAGACUGGCUUGGAAGCAUUGUGUCCAUUAACUGUGGUGAUAGCCUGGGCGUCUAUCAGGGACGAGUCUCAGCUGUGGAUCAGAUCAACCAGACCAUCUCCUUGACGCGGCCUUUCCAUAAUGGGGUUAAGUGCAUCGUGCCAGAGGUCACCUUCAGGGCAGCUGACAUUACUGAGCUGAAGAUUCUGCAGAUCCCAGGCCCUGGGGACAGCAAACAGAGUGGGGACCUGCAGCAUACUGAACUGGGCGGUCCUGGUGUUGGGUGCCAAGUGGGUACCAAUCAGAAUGGUGCUGGCAAAUUGCUAAAGAAGCCGACCUCUUCCAGCAGUGCCCCACAAGCUAUCCCAAGGAGAACAGAUCUGAAGAAUCAUGAAGUUGUCAUCUCCCCACAACAGCAGCAGUGCUCCAAGAGUUACAUGGAACGACAUGUGGAAUCCUUGAAUCAGCCCAAAGGUUUCCGUCGUAGACACAACUCCUGGUCAUCCAGUAGCCGCCACCCGAACCAGGUGACUCCGAAGAAGAGUGGCCUGAAGAACGGGCAGAUGAAGAGUAAAGACGAUGAGUGUUUUGGAGAUGACAUUGAGGAAAUCCCAGACACGGAUUUUGAUUUUGAAGGGAACUUGGCGCUGUUUGAUAAGGCCGCAGUAUUUGAAGAGAUUGACACUUACGAGAGGAGGGGUGGCACUCGCUCUAGAGGGACCCCCAACGAGAGGCCAGCUCGCUACCGGCACGACGAAAACAUCCUGGAAUCGGAGCCCAUCGUCUACAGAAGGAUCGUCGUACCCCAAAAUACCAACAAGGAGUUCUGCACUGACUCGGGGCUCGUCGUCCCAAGCGUCUCUUACGAACUGCACAAAAAGCUGCUUUCGGUGGCUGAGAAACACGGGCUGACUCUGGAGCGGAGACUGGAGAUGACGGGGGUGUGCGCCAGCCAGAUGGCAUUGAGUCUGCUCGGAGGACCCAACAGGCUGAACCCUAAAAACGUCCACCAGCGGCCCACGGUGGCUCUUUUGUGUGGCCCCCAUGUGAAGGGGGCCCAGGGAAUCAGUUGCGGGCGGCACCUUUCCAACCAUGACGUUCAGGUCAUCCUCUUCCUGCCCAACUUCGUCAAGAUGCUGGAGUCCAUCACCAACGAGCUGACCCUCUUCAGCAAGACCCAAGGGCAGCAGGUGUCCAGCGUCAAAGAUCUCCCAGAUACCCCCGUUGACCUGGUGAUAAACUGCCUGGAUUGUCAUGAAAAUGCCUUCCUGCGAGAUCAACCUUGGUACAAAGCCGCUGUGGACUGGGCCAACCAGAACCGAGCCCCGGUCCUCAGCGUAGACCCACCUAUGAGUGAAAUGGAGCAGGGCAUCGAUGCCAAGUGGUCGCUGGCCUUGGGCCUGCCCCUGCCGCUGGGCAAGAAAGUUGCGUAUGAAAACUGUAAAAGUGAAGGGAGUACCUGUUACCGCAGGAGGCUCUCGCUUGUGCCUAACACCGGGGAAGGCAGCACCUAG
Molecule: messenger RNA, 2167 nt
Organism: Pelodiscus sinensis (Chinese soft-shelled turtle)
Lineage: Eukaryota; Metazoa; Chordata; Testudines; Trionychidae
Source: RefSeq, a predicted model, not a curated record